GGCGAAGUGGAAUGCCUGGUCAAGCUCUUCGAAGCGCUGGUGGCCGAGUCCAGCAGCCGCUUCGCUGCGGUGGGCUUUGACCGUAACAUGUUCAGAGAUGCCCUGCACCGCGCGUUUGGCAUGACGGAUGACGUGAUCAUGGACAGAGUGUUCCGUACUUUUGAUAGAGACAACGAUAGCUGCAUCAGUGUGGUGGAAUGGGUGGAAGGCUUAUCAAUAUUUCUUCGGGGGACGCUGGAAGAAAGGAUUAAAUACUGUUUUGAGGUUUACGACCUGAAUGGUGAUGGAUACAUUUCAAGAGAGGAAAUGUUUCAAAUGCUGAAAAACAGCCUUCUCAAACAACCAUCAGAAGAAGAUCCUGAUGAGGGAAUUAAGGACUUGGUAGACAUAGUACUGAAGAAAAUGGACUAUGAUCAUGACGGCAAGAUUUCCUUUACGGACUUUGAAAAAGCAGUCAGAGAUGAAAAUCUUCUCUUAGAAGCCUUUGGACAGUGUUUGCCAGACAUAAAGAGCAGUAUGGCAUUUGAACAGAAAACUUUCCGGGAAACUCGUAAACUGUAA
Molecule: messenger RNA, 561 nt
Organism: Opisthocomus hoazin
Lineage: Eukaryota; Metazoa; Chordata; Aves; Opisthocomiformes; Opisthocomidae
Source: RefSeq, a predicted model, not a curated record